AUUUAUAUAAUGUUAUAAACCAAUGUCACCUCAAUAAAAAGUAAACAAUAAUUUUAAAAGGACUAUCCUCAGGCUGGCAACUGGAAAACCCAAUCCCCACACCAAAGCCUUUCUGAUUCUUUGUAGGAGAGUCAUCUGCCAAAGGCCCUCUCACACUGUCAAAACAUCCUGGAAUAUAUUUGCCUCCAACUCUGCAUCUUGCUCACCACUCCCUCACUUAAAACAUUAAUCUUUCCCAUUUGUGCUCUCACCUGAACUGAGUAAAUAAGCUUCUAAUAGCUCUUCUCCCCACCCCUCUCUUCUUGGUAUCCAAGAUGAGAGUACCAGGCAAAAGGUUAGUUCUAAUGCACCCGAGCAAAUGGAUAUACAACCUAAAAUAGGAGUGACAUACACAGCUGCCCUCCCUGAGCCCAUUUCACCUACCUCAGCAACACUGCCACCCUAUCCCUGGAAAAUGGAAAAUUCCACAACCAAACAUUAGUUCACUUUCCAGAAUGCAAUCCACCUCCUCUUCUCCUGUCCCAAAGAUAGCUCUACAGGAUCAAGACAGGCAAGGCUUGCAGUGACUACUCAUGACCAGAGACAUGGCCCGACAUGGUGUAGAGAAAGUUCUCAAUGAGUAGACCCAAGAGACAGCAUCUUUAGACGGGGAACGGGCUCUAUUCUAAACUGAAUGACAGCUAUUAACAAUUCUCUGCUUGUUUUUCCUCCCCUUUUGAAUCCUCAACUAACUGAGUUCCGAGGGAUGAGAUACAGGGGAAGAGCAUACCCUAUUUGAGAGAAUUAGAAUCUGAGGUGUCAGGAAGCAAAAGAUAAGAAACAGCUUAAAUGUGUGGUAACCCCCCUGAAAGUAUGGUGUGCCCUGAAAUAGCUUGCUUGCCUUCACUUCCCACUUCGACUGAUUAUGAUCAUCUUGCUUGAUUAAAAGAAGUCAUAAUAGUAACUGAAAAUUAGUUAUUAAGCAAAUGCUUAAUCAAGCUGAGAUUAGUUGUUAAGGUAGUACUUGAGGUUUAGGAAGAAAGGAAGUCGAAACUUAAUAUCAAGUUAUGGAGGAAGAAAAAGUGUGAUUAGAGUCAAUUAUAUCUUCUGCGAGACAGGAGACAUGAUGAAUCCCCAGUCCCUCCAAACAAAGUCCCUGAAGCAUCAGUAAAGGGAGAGAGCCUGGCAAGACAUUGUGUACCAGGUACUUGGGAGUUGUCUAGUAACUUGGUUGCUGGAGGGGGAGGGACUAGCUCAGGGCCCAGGGGGAGGUCUGCUCUGGAAUUGCUGCCUUCAGAGAGCUGGAGAGGCAAGAGGCUGAGGACUGAAAAAGAGAGGGUGACCAGUAGGUUCUUCUUAAUGACCAGCAGGAUCCCAAAGGUGGAGAGCUGCCAGCCUGGACUGCCAGUGAUGAUCAGAACUGUGCGGCAGCUCUGAACCCACAGCUCCUUCUUCCCCAGCCCGUGAGAAUUUGAGCCGGAGAGCCAGCAUGCCCUGGUAAGUGGAAAUCCUGCCACUUCAAGACAUGGAGUCAUCUUUCCUAUUUGGAGUGAUCCUUGCUGGCCUGGCCUCCCUCAUUAUUGCCGCUAAUGCACUAGUGGCCAUAGCUGUGCUGUUGUUAAUCCACAAGAAUGAUGGUGCCGGUCUUUGCUUCACCUUGAAUCUGGCUGUGGCUGAUGCCUUGCUUGGUGUGGCCAUCUCUGGCCUAGUCACAGACCAGCUCUCCACUCCAGCUCAGCCCACACAGAAGACCCUGUGCAGCCUUCGGAUGGCAUUUGUCACUUCCUCCGCAGCUGCCUCUGUCCUCACGGUCAUGCUGAUUGCCUUCGACAGGUACCUUGCCAUCAAGCAGCCCCUUCGCUACUUACAGAUAAUGAAUGGGCUAGUGGCUGGAGCCUGCAUUGCUGGGCUGUGGUUGUUGUCUUACUUCAUUGGCUUCCUCCCACUUGGAGUCCCCAUAUUCCAGCAGACCACCUACCACAGCCCCUGUACCUUCUUUGCUGUGUUUCACCCACUCUUCGUGCUGAUCCUCUCCUGCAUUGGCUUCUUCCCAGCCCUGCUCCUCUUUGUCUUCUUCUACUGUGACAUGCUCAAGGUUGCCUCCAUGCACAGCCAGCAGAUCCGAAAGAUGGAACAUGCAGGAGCCACGGCCAGAACUUACCGGCCUCCACGGACUCCUAGUGACUUCAAGGCUGUCCGCACAGUGGCUGUUCUCAUUGGGACCUUCACUCUGUCCUGGACCCCAUUCCUUAUCACCAGCAUUGUGCAGGUGGCCUGCCAGGAGUGCCGCCUCUACACAGUGCUGGAACAGUACCUGUGGCUGCUUGGUGUGAGCAACUCCCUGCUCAACCCACUCAUCUACGCUUACUGGCAGAAGGAGGUACGGCAGCAGCUCUACCAGAUGGCCUUGGGAGUGAAGAAGCGGCUCACCUCAUUCCUCCUCCUUCUCUUGGCCAGGGAUGGUGCCCCAGAGGGGCCCAGGGAAAGUUCCUAUCACAUCGCCACUAUCUCCCACGCACAGCUUGAUGGCUAAGACGGUAAGGGCAGAAAAGCUUCAAAGUGCCUUCUCCCUCCCCUCUCUGGGCCCUAACUAGAUCAGAUGGAGCUAGGAGAAUGAGAGCACUUGCUUCAGGCAAUUGACCACUCCCUGCACCCUCUCACUCCAGACUGAGAGGUAACUGAGGCAGAGUGCUGACGUUUUUUAUAGUCAGUUUCCCCGUUUGCAAAUCUCCAUUCCUCUCUGUCCUUCUUUUGCAAUGAGUCUGGUUCUCCUGUACAGGUAUACUUAAUUAAAGCAAGAAAUGAACUACUGAAAAGAUGCUUAAAAAUCAAGUCAUAUUUUUGAAUACACUAGAGCAGCACUGUGUAACAGAAAUAUAAUGCAAGCCACAUAUAUAAUUUUAAAUGUUCUAGUAGCCAUGUUAAAAAGGUAAAAAAAGAAUGAGGCAAAAUUAAUGUUACUGUUUCAUUUAACCUAAUAUAUAUCCAAAACAUCAUUUCAACAGAUAAUCAAUAUUAAAAAAUUACACUAUUUUUUUCAUGCUCAAUCUUUGAAGUCCGAUGUGUAUUUUACCCUUACAGAACAUCUCAAUUCAAACUAGCCAUAUUUCAAAUGCUCCAUAGCCACAUGUGGCUAGUGGCUACCAUACUAGACAGCACAGCACUAGAGAAAUUAAGUUCUGUUCUUUUUAACUGUUUACUAUAGUGAUUGCUUUUGUAAAAUGGGUCCUGCCCUCCACAAUGUAAAUGGGACAUCUUAUGUAGUGAGUGUGCAUAAAAUGUAGGAACCUGAAUUAGAUUCUAAAGCUUGUCUUUUCCCACACUUCAUGGUGUUCAAAACAGUGUUUCUUUGGGAAAUAGCCUAUCUUGUGAUUAUUUCCAUUAUUACCCCUCCCAAUCCACCACCACCUUUCUAACUCUGUGGUGCCCCGUCCCCUCAGUUGGCCUCUUAUGUCACUUGUAACUACUUGCUGAUGAUAAACCACAAAUUCUGAGACAGUGUAAGGGAAGGAAGAAGGAAAGGGGUAGGUACCAAGAAAGGCACUGCCAAGCUUUCCACACUGGACCCACUUUACUCCUCAGAGCUUGACCUUCUUUCAUUUACUCCCAAAUUUGCAUUUUCCUAAGAAACUUAGUCACAUAAGAGUACGCCUCCAAACUGGUCCGGGAGACCAGCUGAGGAGCAGGUGCCUCACCCUGCUUUCUGUGGAUAAAGAAAAUGACUGUUGGCAGCUGGGAACUAUGCUCAGGCUUCCUCUGGGCAAUCCUGGCAGCAGAAAUUCAAGAACAGAAUGGGGAAGACACCCAGGAAUGACACUCAACCUUCCUGAGCUUCCCUGUAACCCUUUCCUCAACCUCCUGAUCUCCAAAGUGGAUUCCUAGAAAGUUUGUGUCUUAAGGCCCUAAACUAGAUUAUUUCCUUAGAAAGCUGCUGAGUGGACAACAAAAGAGGGCAAGAAGAAACCAAAAGGGUAUGGAUUAAUUUGUCUGGGAUUUGGUGCCAAAACCACCUUGGAAGGCUAACCCCUCAAUAUCUCUGAAAUGAGGGCCUGAGGAUGCACAUGAGUCCAAUGUGUAAUGGCUAAUUCCAAGAGGCCCAUGAAAAUUUCCAUUCAAAUCUCAAACUACAAUGUUCAGAACCUGGAUGGAAUCCGCCAUCCUCCUCUCAAAAGGAUGGCACCAUACCAAGAUGCUUUGCACUUGGGUUUAAAUUCCCCUUCAGUCUUAGAUUAACUACCGGAGCUUGCUUUCCUUAGUUGUUUAGAGAUUAAUGAUCAUCCCUUUCAAAUUUUGUACUCUUAAAAAUUCCCUUCUCCCUCUCCUCACCCUUUACCUUCACCCCAAAAGGCCUAUUUCUCACUGAUCUAUUCUAACACAUACCAACUCUCCUUCGGUAGGCAUUCUUCCAGUUGCUCUGCUUACCACUCUGGCCCAGAGGAGGACUGUGCUUGCCUUCAUCAUAGUAGGCUUUGUGUUCCUACAACUGAAGAACUUUUUGGCUCUCAAGUGGAUGAUGGAACCCAAUAUGCCUUGAAGUGCUGAGCACCAGCAAGUACCAGUUAUGCCAGCAAUAAGGCACACUCUUGGAUUGGGUUAUGAGUUACUCAAACUAGGUAAAACACAAACAGUAACUGUGUUUUGGGACGGAACUGAAAGCAGGCUCAAAUCAAUGCCCUCCUUAUUGGUGGUUCAAACCUUACUCUCCUGGCCUUGCUGCAAAGGACUGAUCUUGCUGAGGUAACAGGUAAUGGAAAUAAGUUACAGGAGAAAGGCAGGAGCUGAUGGGAAGCUAGGUGAUUGUUGUGUGAUUAGGUUCAGUCUAAGAAACCCUGCUAUCCCUGGGAGUCAGUAUGCGCAGUGGAAAAUUCACAGGCUUUGAAGUCCAACAGACUAGUGUUCAACUUAUGAUUCAGCUGUUUAAAUUCUCAAAGCUACAGUUUCCUCAUUUGUAAAAUUGGGGUAAUAAUGCCUACCUUAUAUGGUUAUGCUGAGAAUUAACUCAGAUAAUGUAGGUGAAAAUGCCUAGUAAACUACAGCACAUUGUUUAAUGCUCAGAAAAUGUUCUCUUCCUCUUCCUUAAAAAUCCUGAAUAUUAAAACAUCCAACUGACCAAUUUAAGGGAGUCUGUCAUAUCUGUAGAUAUUACGACCUCUAGGGCAAGGACAAUUAGGCUCCAAACUGUGAAUUCCUCAAUGCCUGAAUAAGGUUUUUGAAAAUGAGUGAUGAGAGGUGACAGGUUAAAACAAACAGUAAAUAUAAUACAUUAGCAGGAUCAAGACAGAGCAGAUACAAACAAGUCACUAUUAUCAUACACUUGGGUUUAAGAGUAACCAUAUAAGAGCACUGUGUUCAAUAAGCUACCAAGAGCAAGGAUACAGAAUGCUAUGCAAAAGUCUAAUGGCUUUCUUUGGCACAGGCUCCUUCACAGAUAAGGGAAUGCACUGGAGAGGAAACAUUUAGAUUUCAUUCAUGCAUCCACUGUUGUCUCCUGAUGGACUUGCAAAGAAGCCAAAUCCCAUUCAGCAAUUUGAUCAAAGUAAGAAAAAGAUAUUAAGACCUCAUAGGACAGAAUGUAGGUCAACCGGUCCCAUUUAUAAAAACUGUGACACGACUAACUUUUAUACUAAUUCCUCGGGUAGCUAACAGUAUGCAUAGCACUCCUCAGUUUCAGAGGACUGCUCUCAAGAACAUAAGAACACACAGCCCUCUGUACAGGGGCAUUGCGAGUGGUCUCACAAGUGUUAGAAGCAGGUUGCCCUGAUCUACCCACACUUUCCUGAUUGGCCACAUGACCAAUAAGGCCAUCCCUGAGUGCUGGCCAGCCAGAAUUAAUUAGCCUUGGGAUAUCUUCUCCCUACACAGAGAAGUGUUCACUGGUUCAAAUGGGAAAUGAACUCGUGACUUUGAUUUCAUUCUCACUUGCUCAGUCACUGGCCAAAGUAAAUAGAGACCAGUGAAAACAGCAGGCAUAAGAGAUAGUUCAAGGAUACACAUAGAACAAGAGGAAACAUGGUGUUUACAGCUGAGCAACAAGAGCAGCAAUGGACCCAAGGCCAGACCACAACUACUUGGCUGCUGUCAGCCACUCACUUAUUUUGUGACUCCUUCAGUACCUUCCAUGUCAUCCUUCAAACUGCUGACUGGUCUGGAAAUUUUCUCCUUUUAAUUAAAUCUUCAUUUGUUAGUUCUUCAGUCAUAUAAACUCAAUGAUAGUACCUACAAGUGUCAACUGUCAUUCAUCAAUCUGUCCAUCCAUCUGUCUACCUCCCCCACAAACAUUUAUUGAGAGCUAGGUGCUAAAAUUGCCCUAGCUUUGCUGGGAUUUCUUUUAGAGAUUUACAUUGAUGCAUAUAUGGUGUUCAUUAUUUUCUGAUUAUAAAAGCAUUUUGUUUUCAUUUCAGAAAUUUUUGAAAAUACAGAAAAUCAUAAAGUAUCCAUAAUUGUACAAUCCAGAGAUGAUCACUUUUAUUCCCCUCCAUCUGUUUUCUUCACUUAACAUUAUAUUGUGCAUAUUUUCCUAUGUCAUUAAGUUUUCUUCCAAAACAUGACUUGUAAUGGUUGCAGGUUCUUUUCAACAUAUGAGUAUAUGAUAUUUUAACCAUUUCCCUAUAGUCGUACAUGUAUAUUAUUUCCAAUUUCUCACUGUUAUAAUAUCACUAUAAAUACCCUUGCUCAUAAAUCUUUGACACAUCUGUUUAAUCCCUUAGGAUAAAUUCUCCAAAGCAGUAUUACUAGGUCAAGGAGCAUUAAACACUUAUAAGAAUUUUGACUCAUAUUUUUGCUGGCAUUUCUUGAAGUGUAAUGUUUCCUUAGGAUAUUUGCUAAGAAAAGUCAAAAGUGAGCCACAAAUGAACAGACCACACUGAUACAAUUAUCUCAAAGAAAUAAAAGUGCAUGGCUUCCUGAAAGCAUAAACCAUACCAAGAGGGCUAACCAGUUAUUUUUUACAAAAGGAAAUCUAUUGAUAUGUCCUACUGCUGGAGUUAAUCUGCAAAUUUAGAAAUGUGGACUAAUGAGACACAGCAGUUUAAGAACACCCCUCACAGUACAACUGCAUUAUUGACAAAGCACUGUGUGAUAUGCUGAUAGCAAUUUCAGUGUGUUUUCACUGUUAAAAUUUUCCAAAGUAGUUGCUUUGCGCAAUACCAUAAAGUGCUAAGUAAGCAUAAGAAAUGAAAACAUGAUCACACGGAGCCAGCAGACAGGUCUUGACACAGUUGAAUCCUUGAAGCCAUAGUCUCGCAGCGUUGCUGAACGGGAAAGAUGGGCUCCACCUAAUGGAUCAACUGCGGCAGGGUAAAGUGCAUGACAGUGCAAUAUGCUACUGCCCAGCCAUAUGUUCACUGGAUUUACAAGCUGUUGGGACCAUAAUCAGCCACUGAGCUCAAAGAGCCCUCUCAUGAGGAGUCCUAGAAACGGCCAUUGCAGCUGCUUAGGAUGUCAGUCUGUUUUAAGGCACAAAGUAGUUCCUGCUUCCUUCAAAAUGCCUUCUACACAAUGGGACAAGCAGGAUGCAUUUGCUCCAGAGCACUGGAGGGACUAAAAUCAUGUAAGACCAAGAGACUGAGGGAGGUCUCUUUAUUUGUUUAGGUUUGUUUUUAUUUGUUGUAUGUUCCCAACAAUCCCAUGAUCAAAUCAUAUUUCCUAUUUUCUAUAAUAAAUCCCUAUCGGUUCCAGUUCUGUCUCAAUUGUACUGACAUUAAGGCACUAAAAAGCUGACAAACACGCUGAGAUAACAUAGUCAUUGGUCCAGUAAAAUGCCACA
This is a messenger RNA of Equus caballus (horse), 7744 nucleotides long. The record is from RefSeq and is a predicted model, not a curated record. NCBI's taxonomy places the organism in Eukaryota, Metazoa, Chordata, Mammalia, Perissodactyla, Equidae.